GUUCGUCUUGGUGGCGGUAGUCGUUGGCGCGGCGGCGAGUGUCCUGGUUAGGGAGAAAUUCCUUUAACAUCUCAGCGUGAAUCUUUGUUCAAUGCAUGAAGACGAGUAAUCCCACUGCAGCAGCGGCCGCGUCGCGUCGGCCAUCCUCGAGCCCGCUUUCUCCUUCUCCGGGGAGAUCAAUCCCGGCGCCGAUCUCGACCACGUUCUUCGCCCUCCUCCCUCGUUGGUGCUCACCACCCCCUGGCUAUUGCCGAUCGCCUCGGGUUCUGCCAUCGGUGCUCAAUCGGGCUGCCACUUGUUGGGUCGUCACCCGUCUUGUGCCGCACGUGUCUCCUGCUCCGAUCUCAUCAGGUUCCACGAAUGGCAUUAUUGGUGCGCAUAUGUUGAUGUAUGGCAGGGAAGCUUCUGAUAGGCCCAUGACCGGCAGGAAACUGGCAGAUGAGGGGAUGCAUGGCUGUCGGCGGGGAUCAAUGGAUGCCAAAGCCACACCUCCUCCCACCUUUGCUGCUGUUGUUGCUGGGGACCACAGAGGUCCCAAGAUUCUUGCCCCCAGCAAAUUCAAGGGGGAUGACCCCAAGAUUGAUGUGGGGGACUGGACCGCUGGAACCUGGGCCUAUCUGAAGGGGUUCCAGUGUCCAGAGCAACAAAUGGUGGCCACUGUUGUGGGCCUGCUGGAGGGGCCUGCCCAGAAAUGGGCUACCUCUACAGCAAGUGCCCAGAGCCAGUCUUUGGAGGAUUGGGCAUUGGCAUUGGGGGCUGACAAACUUCUGCAGGCCCUGGAGGACAGGUUUGCAGACAAGGAACGUGCCCGUAAGGCUGCUGACAAGAUCGUACGCCUUGGACAGCAGCGUUACAGCGGCAGUCUGCAGGCCCUUUUCGCUGAAUUUGAGCAGCUCACCUCCACCCCUGGAUUGGUUAUGUCUGCUGAUGAUCUGCUGACUAGCUUUUGCAGGGCUGCGCCUGAGAAGUUCUCAGUCGCUUUGUAUAGCGCCGGGCACAAAGACUGGCGCUCAUUUGGACGUGCAGCACUGGACAUGGAGGCCAAGCUCCAUGUUCAGGCCCCCUCCAGUGACAAGAGGAAAGGCGCCUUCCCUCGCGGUGGUAGAAAGGGAAAGGCGGCCUUUGCUUAUGCGGGUUCUGGAUCAUCAUCUGAUCCCGGCCUGGCCUUGACUCGUGCACUUGUUCUGAAGUUGCAUGACCCCACUCUGCCAUUUGUUCUCACCACUGGCGCCAGUCAGUAUGGCAUUGGGGCAGUCCUUCAGCAGGAUGAUGGUAAUGGUCUGAGACCUGUAGAGUUCAUGAGUAAGAAGAUUAAGACUCACAAGUUGCAGGACUCUGCCUACGAGAAAGAGCUUUAUGCUCUUGUCAGUGCCCUGAAACAUUGGAAGCACUUUCUCCUCGGCAGGCACUUCAAGAUCUUUUCUGAUCAUUCCACCCUGCAGUGGUUGAAGUCCCAGGGAGAGUUGAAUGAUAAACUGGCACGCUACAUCCAGUUCAUUGAUCUGUUUGACUUUGAACUGAAGCAUAAGAAGGGCUGCUACAACAAGGUAGCAGACGCCCUCUCUCGUAGGCCUGACUCCUUUGCGUUGAUCUCCUCUACUCACUCCUUUGGAGAGGACGUCUGUCAGACCAUCGCUCGUUUGCUGCCUCAGGAUCCGACUUAUGGACCCAUCGUCAGGAAUCUGCGAGCAGAUCCUAAUUCUGAACCUAGCUAUGCCCUGAGUUCAGAUCUGCUGUAUACUUACAGCAGAGGAGAGGAGCGCUUGUGCAUCCCUGAGGAUCAGCAGCUGAGGACACUGCUGAUGUCAGAGUGCCACGACGCGUGUGGACACUUUGGGUUCCUAAAGUCAUAUGCAGCCCUGUCGCAACGCUUCUUCUGGAAGGAGAUGCGGAGUGAUAUGCUGCGCUAUGUGGACACCUGUGAGCUCUGCCAAAGGAACAAGGUUCAACGUAAACCUCCUUUGGGAUUUUGCUCAAACCUUUGCCCAUACCUGAUGGUCGUGCCCAGUCAGUGUCUAUUGAUUUCACAGACUUAGGCAAGACUACCCCUCGUGGCAUGUGUCAGGUCAUGGUCUGCGUGGACAGGUUCUCCAAAUACGUAAAGUUCAUCCCCUUGCCAG
Molecule: messenger RNA, 2120 nt
Organism: Chara braunii
Lineage: Eukaryota; Viridiplantae; Streptophyta; Charophyceae; Charales; Characeae
Source: the annotation of a GenBank genome assembly